Messenger RNA from Fusarium pseudograminearum CS3096, 1356 nucleotides. RefSeq lists its product as uncharacterized. The record is from RefSeq and is a predicted model, not a curated record. The transcript has a single exon. Bases 1 to 1356 code for a protein of 451 amino acids. Lineage: Eukaryota; Fungi; Ascomycota; Sordariomycetes; Hypocreales; Nectriaceae.
AUGGCUUCUUCUCCACGGAAAACAUCCAUAGAGGUGCUGCCUCCAGAAAUCUUACUUCCGAUCGUCACAAGCCUUCCUGGUCUCGAUACGCUUUGGGAUUUGCUGAGGGCAUCUCCCAACGCCUGGCGUUUCUUCAACAAGAAUGCACUUUUUAUUGUUGAAAACAUUCUCUCCGGCCCCAACGCGAUAUUGCCACCUGUGGUUGCAGAAGUGGUGCGCGCCGUUAUACUUGCGCGCUCAAAGGCACUCCCUUUCCAGAACCUACGUGACUUGCAGCGCCGAUUCUUAUUCAGGUUAUUUCCUUGUUUUCCAUCGAUCGGUCAAAGCAAGGAUAACCUGAUCAACAUUGGGCCUGAAGUCUUGUCAGCUGCAGCACCAUCUGUAUCGGUUCUUCGAUCCACGGUUGCAACAGCUUGCCAAAUCUCGACCCUCUCACAGGCAUGCUUGUCAUCUUAUCUUGAACGAUUAAGAGACCCCAGCUUCAGGCCGAUGCACUGCCUCGACCCCAAUAUGAAUUAUAGAGGUUCUCUUGGACUUGGAAACAAAUGGGUUCCAGUAUGGGAUCGUGUUUUUGAAUCUACACCUGCCAAGGUAGUUGAUGCCGGGCAGCCAAACUGGGUAGAAGAGAUGCGAGCUGUUCGUGCUCUAUGGGUCGUUCAGCUUGUGGGAGAAGUUCAACGACAGAUGGAUACUUUGGACUGGCCAGAAGAGGAUGUCGACAAGUUAAAAGGCAUGAGCCCGGCUGACAUGAUCGAUCAAAAUCAUUUUGAUGAAGCUCGUCAAAAAUCCGAAGAGGUCAAGUCUCUAAUGCACUACAUUGCUACGCUUGACGAGGCUAAACAAGACACAUACUACCGACUUCCCCCACCUCCGCCAUUCGUGAGAUGGACCACGGCAUCGCCCAGCCGAAAUGAGCGCUUCCGCAAGUUUAUUCGAUAUCGUAAGGAUGGAACACCACUCUCGAUUUCAUUUCCCACCGAUGACAACUUAUGGGGUCGGACUGAAGAGUGUCUGAAUCGAGAAGCUCCUGGAAUGUUUAUCUACAGAGAGCUUAAUAGCCCUUGGACUGACCAAAUCAGUGCAUCGCCAAUAAGAGGAGUGAAGUUUGGCUCGUUCCGCCGGCUCGGUUUCGCAUUCUGGGAAACGUGGAGGAUGCACCUGUUGGGUAUGCACAGAGAUUUGGAUCUCCGUAACGCGCCUUCCACUUCGUUCUAUAUGUUUGCUUGGGAAAGUAUCCUACCCAAUGAUGAGGUUGCGAAUCUGAAGGCUGAGUUGCGAGAAGAGCGACAUGUCGGUUUGCAGAGGUGUGAGCUAGAGCGGAAACAGAUUCAGGAGGAGGAUCAAAAUCUCGAGUAA